Malus domestica (apple) is the source of this 1284-nucleotide messenger RNA. Its product is annotated as probable plastid-lipid-associated protein 13, chloroplastic. NCBI's taxonomy places the organism in Eukaryota, Viridiplantae, Streptophyta, Magnoliopsida, Rosales, Rosaceae. The record is from RefSeq and is a predicted model, not a curated record.
CCACGCACCUGUCUCCCCUCCUCUCGCUGUAGUAUCUGACUAUUCAACACCACUCCGCUUCUCCUCUCUCAGCUCUCUCCCUAGGGUUUCCCUCUCUCCAAUGGCGUCCGUGCAGAGCCAGCUCUCUGCCGUUUCUUCGAUUGCCUCGCGCUGUUCGUCUCCGUCUUCACCGCCGUCGUCGUCCUUCUCUUCGACCGCUGCCACUUCGCUGGUCCCCGUUGGCAGGUCGCCGCAGCGUCGCCGGAAAUGCUCCGGAGUGGGGAUGAUUCGGCUCCGGCGGUCCGUGUGCCGAGCGAUGGUUCAGCAGGCCGUGCCCGGCGCUUCUGCUGCGUAUGCUAAGGAAAUGGAGAGGCUUUCCGCCAAAGAAUCGCUGCUUCUCGCUUUUAGGGAUGCUGGGGGUUUUGAGGCUUUAGUCACAGGGAAGACAACAGACAUGGAGCGGAUUGAUGUGAAUGAGAGGAUAACUGCUUUGGAACGAGUCAAUCCAACACAACGUCCUACAACGUCGCCUUUUUUGGAAGGUCGAUGGAAUUUCGAGUGGUUUGGAUCUGGAAGCCCAGGUCUAUUUGCUGCCAGAUUUUUGUUUGAGAGGUUUCCUUCAACUUUGGCUAGUUUGACAAAAAUGGAGGUGGUCAUCAAGGAUGAGAAUGCAAAGAUUAUGGCAAAAUUGAAAGUGUUGAACUCGAUAGAAGGCGAGUUUACUUUGUCAACGAAGUUAACUGUGGAGGGACCAGUUCGAAUGAAAGAGGAAUAUGUUGAGGGGGUUCUUGAGACACCAAAAGUAAUUGAAGAGGCAAUACCAGACCAGCUAAAAGGUGCACUUGGUCAGGCCAUAAACAUAGUGCAACAACUUCCUCUGCCUAUUAGGGGUGCCUUUUCCAGCGGGCUGAAAGUUCCUUUAACUGGAGCUUUUGAGAGACUCUUCAUGAUCUCCUAUCUUGAUUCGGAGAUACUUAUAAUACGAGAUGCUGCUGGAGUUCCUGAAGUUCUUACAAGGUUGGAGUCUCCGCUGGAAGAAAGCGUCAUAGAGUAUGAAAGCUAAAAGGUGCUUUUUAUGUAAGAUAACUCAAACUUUUCUACUUUUUCCACAUAUUUUAGUUAAAAAAAACUUCUAUAUUUACCACUUCCUCUCUUACUAUUUCCUUUUUAUGUCCCGAAAUUCUUCCAAAUAAUCGGCGACGAAGAUAUUAAAAUUAGUUGAAAUGUUUCCGUCUUUAUAAAAUACUAAAAGUCAAGUCAAUGAACCAAACUUUGAGUUGGGUUCGGGUUUGUUGUCCUCGGGAA